Molecule: messenger RNA, 687 nt
Organism: Postia placenta MAD-698-R-SB12
Lineage: Eukaryota; Fungi; Basidiomycota; Agaricomycetes; Polyporales; Adustoporiaceae
Exons: 3
Coding region: 1-687 (228 amino acids)
Cellular component (GO): cytoplasm
Molecular function (GO): zinc ion binding
Source: RefSeq, a predicted model, not a curated record
AUGUCCCGCUCUUCCUCUUCCGAACGUGAUGCACAACUCUUGGACGUCGGGAAGCAGUGCUCGGCGGCGUCAUGCUUGACGGUGGAUUUUUUGCCGUUUCGAUGCCAGCAUUGCAACCUAUCCUUCUGCGGAGAGCACUACGUUCCAGAGCUGCACAACUGCAGCAAGUACGACGCCAGCAAGUAUAACCGCAUAGCACCGUCAUGCCCCCUGUGCAACACGCCUGUCGCAGUACCACCUGGACAAGAUCCUAACAUACGCAUGGAGGCCCACAUCAGUUCUGAGUGCUCAGUCAUGACCGGCAAGUCCCAGAAGAAGUCGACACCUGUAUGUGCGCGGGCGAAGUGCGGGAAGGUGCUCUUUGCACCCAUACGCUGUGAUAAAUGCAACCAGCAGUUCUGUCCGCAACACCGUUUCUCCGCCACCCAUGCGUGCGUGCCAACCGGCUCGAAGGCGGGUGGAUCUGCUGCAUCAAGGCCGUUUGCAGACAUCCAAGCGCGCACAGCAACAGCUAGCUCUGCCGCCGUCAGCGCCAUUCAGCGCGCCAUGGCGUCAACGACGUCAACGUCCUCAUCUUCAUUUCCUACCGCCGUUGACUUGGCGCGUCCUCCACCACUGGCGAAGUCCUCAUCUUCGUCAUCCUCGGCUUCGAGUAUGCCCAACCCGUUCUCGCAAACUGAUCGGUAA